Amphimedon queenslandica is the source of this 2043-nucleotide messenger RNA. Its product is annotated as cactin-like. Gene Ontology annotation, cellular component: cytoplasm; spliceosomal complex. Gene Ontology annotation, biological process: mRNA cis splicing, via spliceosome. The transcript is spliced from 22 exons. Lineage: Eukaryota; Metazoa; Porifera; Demospongiae; Haplosclerida; Niphatidae. The coding region runs from base 19 to 1995 and encodes 658 amino acids. Gene Ontology annotation, molecular function: protein binding. The record is from RefSeq and is a predicted model, not a curated record.
AGUUUCAAGUCCAAGAAGAUGCCAAAGACUAAGCACCAUCAUCAUAGACACCGCUCUCCAUCUACCUCUCCCUCCCGCUCUCCCUCUCCUUUACAUAAAAGAAAGCACAGAAAGAAGGAACAGGCCGAAAAAGAAAGAGCAGAAAAGAAGAAGCAAAAGGAAUUAAUGAAGGCCUUGGAGACUCCAGAGGAAAAGAGACUUCGCCGUAUUAAGAAGAAAGAAGAAAAGGAUAAACGGAAGCGAGCGGAAAUGGGCUGGGACCAAGAAAUGAUGGGGUACACUAAUGCCGACAAUCCUUUUGGUGACCAACACUUGCUGGAUACAUUUGUUUGGCACAAGAAAAGGGAGAAAGAGGCUGAGGAGACUAAAGUUUCAGCUGAGGAGCUAGAGAGACGAGAGAAGAGGAGGCAGGUUGAGAUGAAGACAGAAUUGGAGAAAGUGAAAAAGAGGCGAAUAGAAAGAGAAAAGGAGAGAGAAGCAAGGGAAGAAGAAAUGGCUCUUUUACAAAGAAUGAAAGAGGCAGACAUGUUCAAGGAAUGGGAGAACCAAGAAGAUGACUUUCAUUUGGAACAAGCCAAGUUGAGGUCUAAGGUCAGAAUUGAAGGAGGAAGAGCUAAACCCAUUGAUUUAUUGGCUAAGUACAUCAACACAACUGACGAUGACAUGGACAUUGAAAUGCAAGAGCCAUAUCACUUACUGAGGGGUCUUAAUAUAGUUGAUCUUGAGGAUUUACUUGAAGACAUGAAGGUGUACAUAGAAUUGGAAGGGGAUGUACAUACUGACUACUGGAAGGAUAUGUUGAUCAUAUGUGAAGACGAAAUAGCAAAAUUGAAGAAGUUGGAACUUUUAAGCAUCGGUUCUAAGAGUAUAGAGCAUCGGGAAGGAAUGCACUCUUCAGUAUCAACUGAUGUUGCUAAAAUAUUUAAAGGAAAAACUUACGGUGAACUGAUAGCCCUGGAAACGCAAAUAAGUGCAAAGAUUAACAGUCGUAAUCCUGGUGACGUCACGUGGUGGGAGACAGCACUCCAGCAGCUCAAAGCACACAUAGCCAGAACACGUCUCAGAGAUAAGCAUCAAGCUGCCUUGAGAAAGAAGCUAUUUCAACUAAAACAAGAACAAGCAGAGCAAUUUGGUAUCACUGAUACUCCAUUAUUCCCGUCCGCUGGGCCAGUCAAAGUUGAAACUGAGCAAGAGGAAGGAGAGAAAGCAAUGGAGGGAGGAGGAGGAGGAGAGAAUGAAGAAGAAACAGACUCAAAACAACUCAUUCCUGUUGAGUUGGGAGAGCCAGAACCUUCUUCACAAGAGGCUGAGAAAGAAGAGUCUGAUACUCUUAUAGCAGAGGAGGACUUGUUACAGCUCGCAUACGAUGAAUACGAGUCAUCGAAAUACAGUCCUAAACUUCUAAAGGCAGCGGACAUUAAGGAUGAGGUUGAACUCAUUGAUUACGAAGUUGAUGUGUCUAUAAGGGAAAGCGAGAGAAGGAGGAUCUUAUCGGGUGAUAAGAGUGUGACAGAGUAUGGUAAGAUAAACAUGUCACGGACUGUCUCUGAUGAUGGAUCAACCAAUGAAGAAUAUGAUUUUAAUUCUGAAAUAACUUUAGAUCCUCAGCAAUAUGUGUGGCAAGGUAAAUAUCGUCCUAGAAAGCCAAGGUUUUUCAACAGGGUCCACACUGGUUUUGAAUGGAAUAAGUACAACCAGACUCAUUAUGAUGUUGACAAUCCUCCACCUAAGAUAGUGCAAGGAUACAAAUUCAAUAUAUUUUAUCCUGAUCUUAUUAAUAAAUCACAGGCUCCGACAUACACAGUGACUCCAAUCAAAGAUAAUCCGGACUUUGCCGUUUUGCAAUUCCACGCUGGACCUCCUUACGAGGACAUUGCAUUCAAGAUAGUCAACAGAGAGUGGGAGUAUUCAUGGAAGUACGGCUUCACAUGUCAAUUCAACAACAACAUAUUGCAACUUUGGUUCCGAUUCAAGCGAUAUAGAUACAGGAGAUAAUUUAUUGAUACUAAUUGAAUAUUUUUCCAUGUCAUAAUAACCUGCAAA